Molecule: messenger RNA, 3483 nt
Organism: Cynara cardunculus var. scolymus (artichoke)
Lineage: Eukaryota; Viridiplantae; Streptophyta; Magnoliopsida; Asterales; Asteraceae
Product: probable boron transporter 2
Exons: 12
Coding region: 1150-3285 (711 amino acids)
Biological process (GO): monoatomic anion transport; transmembrane transport; monoatomic ion homeostasis
Cellular component (GO): plasma membrane
Molecular function (GO): solute:inorganic anion antiporter activity
Source: RefSeq, a predicted model, not a curated record
ACACUAUCUCUUUCAUUCACGCCACAAGUACUCUCAGAGUUUCUUCCCAAACGACUUGCUCUCUUUUUCUUCCAAUCCCUUCCUGCCUUCUUCUCUUUCUGUGGUUCUUCAAUCGAUUUGGGUACAUUUCAAAUUCAUGUAGAUUGAAGGUUAUGUAAGGCACACAAUCUUCUGUUGAACUGUCUGGUUUGAUUCUCUUUUUUUGAUUAUAAUGUAAAAACGAAGUAAUUAGUACUCAAUUGGAUCGUUCUACGGUUAUCUGAGUCUUAGUUUUCAUAUUUUUUGAGCCUGCAUUCUCGCUAAUUUCACAUUAAGAUCGAAUUAUUCUUCGUUUUUGGAGAUACCCAUUUGCUUGAAUUGGUUUGAAUUCUUCUUUUUGUAAAUGGGGGUUCGUUAGAGUUUCCAUUUUUUCUCUCUCUGGAUUCCACCUUUUCUUCAAGUUCUCAACAGAUAUCUUGAAGUCUGUUUGCUUUCUCAAGGCUCAUAACAUGUAAUUGUUCUUGUGAUUUCCACUGCCUUCCAACUGUUCGAUGAAAUGAACUUGUUUUUACUCCAACAUAGAAGUGUAGUGAGGUAAUGGAUCUGCUGUUUGAUCAAAUCCAACGUUAGUUGAGGGGUCUCAAGCAGAUGGGGAGUGCUUUGCUAUUUCGUUGAUUUAUCAAGUUAUUGAAUAACAAUGAUUUCAUCCCGUUAAUUUCAUUAACAGUCGCAUACGGGCAUGGAGUUUAAGUAGGGAAGAACAACCUAUUUUGGUUCACAUUAGUUACUAAUUUGAUUCUUUAACUAUUCUUAGCAAUAUAUACUCACUGAUUCUUUAGUGAUCCCCUGAGAUGUAAUUAUAUUAGCAAUUGCAGAUAUUAUAACUUCACGGAUUUCAUGGGGGUUAUUACAUAACAACACAAAUGAUUCAGCAUAAUUACUUCAGUCAUCACUCUUUUAGUGAUGUAGCAAAAGUCCUUGUAUUUCUGCCCAUUUCUUUACAUAUCUUUCGUGUGCAUGUUUGAAUUGUUGUGUUUUUAGCCUCUCAACCCUUUUCGUCCACUUCAAUUGUUGUCUUAUCCUUUCGAUUGUCCAAAAAGAGAAGAAAAACAAACACAUAGUAAGAGAGUAUAUAUAAAGGGUUGUAUAUAUACAAAAUAACGUAUAUCUAUGGAAGAAACAUUCGUUCCCUUCCAUGGAAUCCGUAAUGAUCUCAAAGGAAGAUUACUGUGCUACAAGCAAGACUGGACUGGAGGCAUCCGGGCGGGUAUCAGGAUUCUGGCUCCAACGACGUAUAUAUUCUUUGCUUCAGCAAUUCCAGUUAUAUCUUUUGGGGAGCAACUAGAAAGAGAUACCGAGGGAAGUCUAACGGCAGUGCAAACUCUAGCGUCAACCGCACUUUGUGGCAUCAUCCACUCCAUAGUUGGAGGGCAGCCACUUCUUAUUCUUGGUGUGGCUGAGCCAACCGUGUUAAUGUACACGUUUAUGUUCAAGUUUGCAAAGGAUCAAAAGGACCUAGGGAAGCCUCUUUUCCUAGCCUGGACCGGAUGGGUCUGUGUGUGGACUGCCUUUCUGCUGGUUAUGCUAUCGAUUCUGGGUGCGUGCUCUAUCAUCAAUAGAUUCACACGAAUAGCCGGUGAAUUGUUUGGUCUUCUAAUUGCAAUGCUCUUCAUGCAGCAAGCUAUUAAAGGAGUUGUGGAGGAGUUUGGUAUACCAGAAAGUGAAAAUCCUAAUCAGCCUGCUCUUCAACCUUCAUGGCGUUUUGGAAACGGAAUGUUUGCUUUGGUUUUGUCCUUUGGCCUUCUUCUUACUUCUAUAAAAAGCCGUAAAGCAAGGUCGUGGCGCUAUGGAACAGGGUGGCUAAGAGGACUUAUUGCGGAUUAUGGUGUCCCUCUUAUGGUAGUUGUUUGGACUGGGGUGUCAUACAUACCGACUAAAAGUGUCCCAGAAGGAAUACCAAGGCGGCUUUUCAGUCCGAACCCAUGGUCUCCUGGUGCUUAUUCAAAUUGGACUGUUGCAAAGGAUAUGUUGAAAGUCCCCCCUGUUUAUAUUAUUGGAGCAGUGGUUCCAGCCACCAUGAUUGCUGUGCUUUACUAUUUUGAUCACAGUGUUGCAUCUCAGCUUGCCCAACAAAAAGAGUUCAAUUUGAAGAAGCCUCCUUCAUAUCAUUACGACCUUCUUCUUUUAGGCUUUUUGACCUUACUAUGUGGGCUAAUUGGCAUUCCUCCCGCCAAUGGAGUUAUUCCACAAUCUCCUAUGCACACAAAGAGCUUAGCCACCUUGAAACAUCAGCUUCUACGGAAUAAACUUGUAUCUACAGCUCGAAGAAGCAUACGUGAAAACUCAAACUUGGGUGAACUGUACAGGAACAUGCAACAAGCAUACAACGAAAUGCAGACUCCGCUCGUUUAUCAGAAUCCAUCAACUCUGGGACUGAAAGAUCUAAAAGAAUCAACAAUACAACAAGCGUCCAGUGGUGGUUACAUCGAUGCACCCGUUGACGAAACUGUGUUUGAUGUGAAUAAAGAUAUCGAUGAUUUAUUGCACGUUGAAGUGAAGGAGCAACGGUUGAGUAAUUUACUACAAGCGUUGAUGGUCGGUGGUUGUGUUGCUGCCAUGCCGAUGCUUAAGAAGAUCCCGACGUCAGUUCUUUGGGGAUAUUUUGCUUUUAUGGCCAUUGAAAGCUUGCCCGGUAAUCAGUUUUGGGAACGAAUAUUAUUGCUUUUCACUGCUCCAAGCCGAAGAUACAAGGUCUUGGAAGAAAACCAUGCAACGUUUGUAGAAACCGUACCUUUCAAGACGGUUGCGGGUUUCACGUUGUUUCAGACGUUUUACUUGCUCGCUUGCUUUGGCAUAACUUGGAUCCCGAUAGCUAGUGUUCUUUUCCCACUUUUGAUCAUGCUUCUUGUUCCCGCAAGACAAUAUUUGCUUCCGAAACUUUUCAAAGGUGCUCAUCUUCAAGAUUUGGAUGCGGCUGAAUACGAAGAAUCCCCUCCUGCAACCUACAAUAUGGCCUUUGGUGAGGAAGAUGUUCAUUCCCAAGCAUCCCAAAUUGAUAGCGCAGAAGUUCUUGACGGAAUUAUAACAAGAAGCCGAGGAGAGAUCCGCCAUACUAACAGCCCAAAGAUCACAAGUUCAACCCCCCAAACUCCACGAGAAAUGCAGCCUUCAUAUAGCCCACGGGUGCAUGAGUUAAGGGUCAAGAGGAGCCCUAGAUCCCCAGGAAAGCGGCUAGAAAUCAAGCAAACUCCGAGUCCUGGUCCAUCGAAUCUUGGUGAAACCAGCAAGGGUUCUUCUUCAUGUUAAACCAUGAAAAACUUCAAAGGUUCUUGAGAGGUUCAAUUUUUACUUUUACUUGUGGUUUGUGUGUUUGAUGCUUUUUGUUAUAUGUGUUAAAAAAGUGUUGAUGGUUUGUAUCUUUUGUGUGUUUCAUUCUGUUGUAUGUGUGUAUGGUUUGGGCAGAAAACAAAGUGAUGAAAUUAUAAAGAAAUGAAGUUAUUUUUC